AUGCGAUUACUGUGUUUAAUAACGUUAUUCAUUGCAUUUACGAUUAAUUAUUGUGAAGAUUUGGAAAAAUAUCGUUUACUUCGUGGACAAUGUGAACGUUUUCCAUCAAAUUCUGAAUGUGUAGAACUUAAAUUAAAAUUUUUGAAUUUAGUUAAAAAAUGUCAAAAAAUUACAACACCUCAACAACGUCUUAUAUGUCAAGAAGUUCAAGUUAAAUUAUGCUUUCUUUUCCCAUCAGCUUGUGGUCAAACAACACAAAAACCAACUUCUUCUUCUUCUUCUCCAGCAAAAAAGAAAGUAACUAAAAAAAAACUUGUAACAAAACCAAAACUUGUCGAAACAACCACAACCACAACAACAACAACAACAACUGUAACAAAACCCAAAUCAGUAGUAACAACAAAGAAAUCGACAAUAAUAACAACAAUUACAACAAGCAAAGAAAAGUUAAGUAUAAAUUCUACAUUAAGUAAUGAAGAAUUUGUUAAAGUUCCAUUUGAUCCUGAUGAAUUACGAACACGUGGUGAAUAUUGUAUUCGACAUGGAAAAGAAAAAAAAUGUCAAGAAUUAUUAACUAAUCUUAAAACAACAUAUUCAACAUGUGGAAAAAAAACAGCUACACCAAAACCUCAACAGAUUGAUUGUCAUUCAUUUCAAACACAUCUGUGUAAAGCUUUUCCUAAAUUUCCACCAUGUCUUAAAAAAACAACAACAUAA
This is a messenger RNA of Adineta steineri, 717 nucleotides long. NCBI's taxonomy places the organism in Eukaryota, Metazoa, Rotifera, Eurotatoria, Adinetida, Adinetidae. The record is from the annotation of a GenBank genome assembly.